UCCCAAACUAGUUUGAAGCCAGUCACUCUGAAGCUUAGUGUCUACUUUGAAGGAAUUAAACAUGUCCAGAAAUUACAGACUUCUGGUGAAGAAUGCCAAACAGGUGGUUCUGAUCUGCAACAACGGAGAGAAGUUUAUGACCAAACAUGAGAUACUGAAUCUUUGUGUGAUUGAAAAUGGAAGCAUUGUGAUAGGAAGUGACGGGCUGAUCACAGCUGUGGGUCCUGCAGAGACCAUCAGAGAUCAGUUUGCAGGAGCCACCUUUGAUAAAGUCAUUGAUGCUACAGGGAUGUGUGUCCUGCCUGGGUUGGUUGAUGCUCACACUCAUCCCGUCUGGGCUGGUGACAGGGUGCAUGAAUUUGCAAUGAAGCUGGCGGGCGCCUCCUACAUGGACGUGCACCGGGCCGGGGGGGGGAUCCACUUCACGGUGGAGCACACCCGGGCUGCCGGCCCCCCUGAGCUGCUCUCCUCCCUCAGCAGCAGACUGCUCCGGAUGCAGCGGGCCGGGACCACCCUGGUGGAGUGUAAGAGCGGCUACGGCCUGGACCUGCACACGGAGCUGAAGAUGCUGCAGGUCAUCGAGGAGGCCAGAAACACCCUGCCCAUCAACAUCUCCUCCACCUACUGCGGGGCCCACGCAGUGCCUAAAGGGAAAACAGUGGAGGAGGCCACGGAGGACAUCCUGCAGGUGCAGCUACCCAGGCUGAAGGAGCAGAUGUCUGCAGGGACUCUGAGGGUGGACAACAUCGACGUGUUCUGUGAGGAGGGGGUGUUCGACCUGAGCUCCACCCGCCGCAUCCUGCAGGCCGGCAAGGACCUGGGCCUCAACAUCAACUUCCAUGGAGACGAGCUCCAUCCCAUGAACUCUGCUCAGUUGGGUGCAGAGCUCGGAGCCUCAGCCAUCAGUCACCUGGAGGAGGUCACAGACCAGGGGAUCGCUGCCAUGGCAACAGCGAGAACCGCCGCCGUCCUUCUACCAACGACAGCUUACAUCCUUAGGCUGCCUCAGCCCCGGGCCAGGGACAUGUUGGAAGCUGGAGUUAUUGUUGCCCUCGGCAGCGACUUCAACCCUAACGCCUACUGCUGCUCCAUGCCGAUUGUCAUGCACCUGGCCUGUGUCAACAUGAGGAUGUCCAUGCCUGAGGCUCUGGCUGCGGCCACCAUCAACGCAGCCUACGCCCUGGGGUGCUCCCACACACACGGCUCCCUGGAGGUCAACAAGCACGGAGACCUGCUGGUCCUCAACACCACACGAUGGGAGCAUCUGAUCUACCAGCUGGGGGGGCAUCAGGAGCUGAUCCGCUACGUGAUCAUCAAAGGAAACAUUGUUGUUGAUAACGACAAAACUCUGGACCUGUAACCAUAAGACAAGUGAAGUGGCCGGUCCACAGCUUUAGGAUUUUAAGGUAACACUUUGACAUUUCUGGAAAUAUCUUGGCCUUAUUAUUUCCCUGUAUUUCCCAAAAUGUAAAAGUGUUUCUUUGCUAAUAUUGACCUUUAAAUCUGUUGUUGUCACUAAGACGUUAUUGUGUACGCUGCCUGUCAAAGAAAGUGACUGAGGUGAAUAAUCUAUUACUAUCUGUCAAACACAUGAUUUAAGAUAAAUGUCAUGUUACCUGUUGAUUAAAAUCCACUUCUCUAUUCAA
Molecule: messenger RNA, 1646 nt
Organism: Notothenia coriiceps (black rockcod)
Lineage: Eukaryota; Metazoa; Chordata; Actinopteri; Perciformes; Nototheniidae
Gene: amdhd1
Product: amidohydrolase domain containing 1
Exons: 9
Coding region: 62-1360 (432 amino acids)
Cellular component (GO): cytoplasm
Molecular function (GO): imidazolonepropionase activity
Source: RefSeq, a predicted model, not a curated record